UGUUUUAAUAUGUGGUCGGUAGCGCCAUCGCAGUGAAUUUUGAAUUUUUCUUUGGUUAUCAUUCAUAUUUGACAUAACUUGGCCGUAAACUCAUUGGCUCAGUAUAAACGCGUGAUUCAAUACAGAAGACAUAAUGAGUGGGCACAGGAGAAAUUUUAAUCCAAGGUGGAAAAAGUACAAGAAGAAAACAGGUGACAACAACAAUAAGAGAAGCAGUGGCAACAACAAUGAAGGAAGAAGAAAUGCAGGUGAAGAAAAUGAAGAAAACUCCAACGAUGAAGAGUCCUCUCCAAGGGAUCCUACACCUCAAGCAAGCAAUCCUCCAAAAUCGAGAAUAGCCAAACGUGACAUUCCUUACUCAGGCUGGAACUUGUAUUUUGACGAGGAAGAGUAUAAGAAAAACUCCCCUAUACUAGAAAAAAUACAAACUAUGGAAGCAUUUCUACAAGCUAAUCCAGAGAUAAUUGUACAAAAUAUUUCAGGAAAUAUAUUUAACAUCGAUGUAAAUAUACUCUACAACAGUGAAAUAUUUCUAAAGCAAUGGCCUGAUUUUAAAUCAGAUUUAACGAAUAAUCCUCAACAUACUCUGAACUGUUUAGGAUUGGCUGUGCACAAAAUUAGAACAGAUCAGUCUGGACAAAAUAACGAUACCAUUGAUGUUGAGGCUGCUAAUGCUCUUGUCAAAGUCAAAGUUUUAAAUUACGAACCACUGAUAUCCUUGAAAAAUAUAAAAGUUAAUUACUAUGGAAAAUUGAUAACUGUCAGAGGCUGUAUUAUAAGAGUCAACAGGUCUUGCCAUAUGCCCUCAGUAUUAGUAAUUUUAUGUAGUAAAUGCAAGUUACCUUAUCCAGUCAAGCAAAAGAAUGGCAUCUAUGUACCAAAGAAAAAGUGUGAUAUCUGUGGUGGAAUGAAAUUCGAACCAGAUCUGAUGUCACCCUAUGUAGAGACCAUACCUUUACAAGUUGUAAGAAUACAGGAGCAUUUUGGAGAAGAGAACGAUGAUCAAGGAAGAGUACCAAGAGUGAUGGAUGUAGAACUUUUUGAAGAUUUAGUUGACACGUGUAUGCCUGGAGAUGAUGUAACUGUAACAGGAAUCAUUAAGAUGCAAGGUACAGACAAUGGAAAAGUCAAAGUUAAUGCUGUAUCCAAUUGUCUUUACAUGGAAGCAAUUUCAGUUGUCAACAAUAAUACUAAGACCAAAAAUAGCAGUGGGUUUACCAUAGAGUUAAAUACAAAAGACUAUAAAUAUAUUAAGGAUAUUCACAGUAGUCCAGAUAUACUAUCUUUACUAGUUAAUUCUUUGUGUCCUGGUAUUUAUGGACAUGAAAUGAUUAAAAUGGCUCUACUGUUAAGUCUGUUUGGUGGUAGCUCAAAGCAUGCCAAUCUACGUGAUAAUAUUCAUCUGCUGAUUGUAGGUGAUCCAGGAUUGGGUAAAUCUCAGAUGUUACAAGCUUGUGCUCGUGUUGCUCCCAAAGGAAUUUAUGUAUCUGGAAAUUCUAGUACCUCUUCAGGUUUGACAGUUACUCUUGUAAGAGAAAAAGGAGAAAGCGACUUUGCUCUUGAACCUGGUGCUUUGGUUCUAGCUGAUAGGGGCUGUUGCUGCAUUGAUGAAUUCGAUAAAAUGCCAACCCAGCAUCAGUCUCUGUUGGAAGCUAUGGAACAGCAGAGUGUGAGUGUUGCAAAAUCAGGAGUCAUUUGGUCCCUUCCAUCUAGGACAUCAAUUUUGGCUGCUGCAAAUCCUAUUGGUGGAAGGUAUGAUAGAUCAAAGGCUCUUUGCAACAAUCUCAAUAUGAGUCAGCCCCUUCUGUCAAGAUUUGAUUUGAUUUUCCUCUUGCUUGAUCAGCCAGACAAGGAUUUGGAUAAUUUUUUAUCUGAGCAUGUAAUGAUGAUGCACACUGGUCAUGUGCAAACUAAAAGUGAAGAGUAUAUCAGAUAUAAUAGACAAAUAAGACAUCAAGCUGACUCAUUGAAAAAGAGACUUAUUGCAACAUCCAGGAACUCAAUCCAAACAAUGCCUUCCGCAGUUUUAAGAAAAUACAUUUCUUAUGCUCGCCAGUAUGUGAAGCCAAGAUUGUCCAGUGCAUCUGCUACUUUAUUACAAAAGUAUUACUUGGAUAUUAGAAAAAAGAUGAUAAAUGCAGUAAAUCUUGCUCCCUGCAACAGACAACUGGAGGCGCUUAUAAGAUUGACUGAGGCCAGAGCCAAGUUGGAUUUACGUGAAGAGACAACAGAACAAGAUGCACUGGAUGUUGUGGAAUUGCUGCAACAUACAGUGCUUGGUAUGAACAAUGAAAAGAUUGAUUACACUUUCUUACAAACCGGUAAAACCUCCAGAAGUGCCAUAAAAACGUUUUUGCAACUUUUGGUGAAAGAUGCAGAAGUCAAGAAAAAUAAUUUGUAUACUAGGGAUGAACUAAAAAAUCUUGCAGUGAUGGGAAAAAUAGCUAGCAGUGAUGUGCCAAACGCUAUUGAUAAAUUGAAUGAGCAGGGUUUUCUGAUAAAGAAAGCUAAUGAUCUGUACAAAUUUUCUCCUCCAUAAAAUAGACUUCCAUUUAGUUACUUAAGAAAUCAUCUAUUUAUUAUUAAUUCUGUUCUGCUUGUACAUACUACAUUCUCAUUUAAGUUAUGUCUUUUGAGUAUAGUAUAUUUUUUUAAUGUAUUUUCUAACUUUCGUACAAGAAAAAUUAAAAAAAUAUUACCCU
Molecule: messenger RNA, 2702 nt
Organism: Nasonia vitripennis (jewel wasp)
Lineage: Eukaryota; Metazoa; Arthropoda; Insecta; Hymenoptera; Pteromalidae
Product: DNA helicase MCM8
Exons: 2
Coding region: 134-2539 (801 amino acids)
Cellular component (GO): nucleus; MCM complex
Molecular function (GO): ATP hydrolysis activity; ATP binding; single-stranded DNA binding
Source: RefSeq, a predicted model, not a curated record